CCUCGAUCUUUGAAUUUUACUGCCGUAUCUGUUGUCUAAUCUCUCUUCCAUUCCUCCUUUAACCUGAUUUUGCUUCAACUCAACUUCUUGAUGAACACCGUCAUCGUCGUUUCUCUCAUGUUCCCCACCCUCCUACACACAGAAACCUUUAUCUUCGCCUUAUGGCCUUAUUCGGUUUCGAUUUUUAACCACCAGUCGGACAAUAAUUCGCAUUAGUGUAUAUCGAUUCAUAAUGGCGUCAACAUCAACAACCUCUAAUUCCUCUCCGCAACCAGAAAAGGUGGAUUCUGAUGACACGCCGAAAAAGGUAGUAUUUGGCAUAGAUAUAGGUGGCACUCGUACUCGUAUUGCGCUGAUGCGACUUGACGAAAAUGAUAAGGACGAUUUCGGAGUGAAAGUCGUCAAAGAAAUUCCAUCGGUUGUUUCAUUUCUGAAAGAUGGUAAAUGUCUGGUUGGUUGGGCUGCUGAAAAAAGAACAGUUGCAAGUCCUUUGAAUACGUUCUAUGCGACCAAACGAUUGAUAGGCAGAUGCUACGACGAUUCUCUAGUUCAAGAUACAAUGAAUCACGUCGGUUAUAAAAUCUAUGAACACUCCGACGGAAAUGCCUGCUUAGUCAGCAACAACGGAAACCGAGUAUUGACUACAGCGCAAAUAGAAGCUCUAAUUUUAUUAAAACUAAAAGAAUUUUGCGAAAAGGAAGUGAAUAUUAAUAUUCCUCUGGAAAAUAUCGUGCUCACUGUUCCUCCAUAUUUCAACGAUAAUCAAACACAAGUUAUCAAAGAAGCCGCCUCAAUCGCUGGAAUGAAUGUGUUGGCUGUAAUAAAUACUCCUAUUGCUGCCUUUCUGUCUUAUGGGCCGACUUUUGAAAGUUUGACGGGUAGUAAAACUGUGGUUGUUUACGAUUUUGGAGGCAGUAGCUUUUACGUAACCGUUUUAAAAAUCAAUAAAGAAGAUACCAAAUUUGAAGUGAUGUCGACGGUGGGAGAUCUAUUUCUGGGAGGCGAAGUUUUUGAUGACAAGUUAACCGAUUAUUUGGUCACCGAAUUGAAACGUGAAACUGGUAUCGAUGCUACGCUAUGUACGACUACUAUGCAGUAUCUCAAAUUGUCAGCCAGAAACGCUAAAAUGGAUUUAUCCUAUUAUACCAAAGUCGACGUGAAUUUUUGGGGUAUGCAUUUGAAUUCGUCCACUCAAACAUCGCAGAUUAAACGUAUAACCAUAAAGGUGACCAGAGAUAAAUUCGAAGAAUUGGUCGCAGAAUCUAUCGACAAAACCCGUAGUCUGUGCCAAAAAGCGUUAGAAGACGCCAAAAUAUCCGUAUCAGAUAUCGAUGAAGUUUUAGCAGUCGGUGGUACAAGCAGGAUACCAAAGGUACAAGCCACCGUUGAAGAAAUUUUUGGUAAAGCGCCCACUGGAAGUGGGGGUUUGGUCAUCGAUCGUGCUAACGCCGUUGUAGCCGGAGCAGCCUUUCGAGGCAUUAUAGCAUCAGAAAUUUCCGACGAACAACAACCUGCACCUGCUGCUCCGUCAAUCAGUAUUCCAAAACUUGUGAACGAGGAUGAUGUAUUCGAUUUUAAACUAUCGGAUGAUGUUAGUACAGAUCGGCAAUCGAUUCUAAAAAAUUUGAUAGAAUCGCACUAUUUGGACAUAUAUACGGCGGAACACGCGGAUGCGGUUGUUUAUAAAAAGUGUAAGCCCGCUCCAGGACACCCUCCUGAUGAUGAAGAUGUUCAUUACAUUAGAGUCUACGAGAUGUUGAUGGAUAAAAGAAGAGAAUCUGGAUGCGACGAAUUACCCCAAGAAAUAGAAGAUACAAUUAAUUCGAUAAAACAGAAAAAAGAUGAAUUCGUGGAAAGAGAACUAGUUCGUAUGUUACCAUCACCAGGCGUGACUAAAUCGCUUUUCGAAUAUAAACUGUCCCUAAUAGAUGAUUGAAAUCUGCAAUGAUUGUUGUUUUUUGGAAGAGAUUUUGGAAAACAGUUUUUAAAUCCGUAAUAAUUAUUUCGAAUGAUUUUGUUUCCGAGCAUCGUUUUUGUUGUUACUUGAAACUUCGAAAGAUAUGGCGAGUUCAAUUUAUUAAUUUAAUCAUAACGGUUUAUGUAAUUUGGUUGAAUUCAGUAUAUAACAUAGGCUGUAGUAUGUAUUUCUGUGUACAUCAUUAUUUUUAUUUGAAUUCAUGAUUUUUUUCAUUUAUGAUUUUUUUCAUUUCCUCGCCUCGUUCCCAAAAUAAAAGCUAUUCUAUACUA
Messenger RNA from Planococcus citri (citrus mealybug), 2247 nucleotides. RefSeq names its product heat shock 70 kDa protein cognate 5-like. The record is from RefSeq and is a predicted model, not a curated record. Gene Ontology annotation, molecular function: ATP-dependent protein folding chaperone; ATP binding. The transcript has 9 exons. Bases 233 to 1936 code for a protein of 567 amino acids. Gene Ontology annotation, cellular component: cytoplasm; mitochondrion. NCBI's taxonomy places the organism in Eukaryota, Metazoa, Arthropoda, Insecta, Hemiptera, Pseudococcidae.